Xiphophorus maculatus (southern platyfish) is the source of this 3413-nucleotide messenger RNA. Its product is annotated as polyamine-modulated factor 1-binding protein 1-like. The transcript has 3 exons. Bases 1005 to 3296 code for a protein of 763 amino acids. NCBI's taxonomy places the organism in Eukaryota, Metazoa, Chordata, Actinopteri, Cyprinodontiformes, Poeciliidae. The record is from RefSeq and is a predicted model, not a curated record.
AGUCUAAUUAUGGUAAGGCUGAACAAUAUUACAAUAUCAUGAAAUUAGUGUCUUAUAUCUGUAUCAAUAAUUUUUUGUUAGUUUUUCUGUUUUAAAUAUUUGGAAUACUUUCUUGUUUUAUCCAUAGUUUUCACACCACAAUGUCUUUUAAUUUCUUUUUUUAUUUCUAAGCAAUUAUGAGGAAUGCAGGCAAAACCAGAAACUGCUGUUGUGCAAGUGACUCAACAGGCUGUUGCUAGGUAACCAAAGAAUGAGUGAGUUGCUAAGUAACCAAAGAGUGAGAACAUUAUUUGAUUCCACCAAACUUUCUUAGAGAGGUUGAGCCAUAGACAUAAUAAAAGAAUAGGCGCCUCAUGGACCGCUCUUGCCUACUGUCGCCGACGUGACGUAGGGCCGCCAUCUUGGAGUGGUCGCCCGCUCCACUCAGCGUUGUACGUUUGAGGCACAAUUAAGUGUUAGCGCAUUUUAUUAAUUAUAACUAGCUAAAUCCUAAGCAGAUUUUCAUGCUUUUUUACUAGAAACCUUAUUCAAACAACUACCAUAGCUACAUUUACGAGGAAAAUAUAUUUUUUUAAGUAUUAAAAGUAAGUGCCGAUUUCAGCCUUGGUGAUAUAUUACCAGCUGAAUUUCCUCCAAUAGCCGUCAGCUAAGCCGAGCUGCAUUCAGCCGCAGAGUUUGUUUUUAUUCAAACUUCAGCAGUUUUCUAGUUGUUCUGCUGAGGUAGUGACAUCAAUUUGUGACAUCAAUUUGUGACAUCACGCAAAUUGAUGUCACAAAGACACUCCGCUUUGUGGAGCUAGAAUGCAUCACAAAGCUGCAUUCUUGAAUUCUGGUCAUAACCAUUGAGGAAGACAGCGAGAGAGCAACUAGAGCAACUAGAAGGAUUUUUUCCCAACAAGAGAUUGAAAUCGAAAGCUUUUCAAGAUAAAAAGACAAAUCCUAACAAACAAAUAAAAGAAAACAUUGAGCAGUUUUUGGAUUUGUUCAUACAAAAGGGAUAAACAAUGAGUCAGAGCAGUAAGGCAUCAACUUCUGUUUCUGAGAAUGAAAAUAUUCAACAGACCUUAGCUAGAGAGACACAGAAGCUCCACGGUGUCUUGAAAGAAAUUUGCAUGAUGUCUAUUGAGAGACAGACUCUGAUUAAAGGAAAUGAGGAGCUGAAAAUUCAAGUUAUAAGCUUAGAAAAAGCUGCCCUUGAAAAAGACAAGCUGCUCCAGGACAAAGACGAGGAAUUACAAAAACUAUUCGACGUAAACAGAACUAUAAAGGAGGAUAACACCACCCUGGAGCAGAUAAACACCGCCCUCAAGCAGGAAAACACCAACUUAGGUCAGAUAAGCACUUCAUUGGAAAAGGAAAAAAGUGCCUUGGAGCAAAAAAAUAGCACCUUGGAAAAGGAAAUAAAAACUGUGAAGCAGGAAAAUACUGCCUUGAAGCAAAUAAACACCCCUUUGGAGAAUAAAAGCACCACCAAGGAGCAAGUAAACACCGCCAUGAAGAAGGAAAAAGCUAUCCUGGAGAAGGAAAAGACUGCUCUGGUGGAGAAAAGCACCACCCUGGAGCAAGUAAACACCGCCAUGAAGAAGGAAAAAGCUAUCCUGGAGAAGGAAAAGACUGCUCUGGUUGAGAAAAGCACCACCCUGGAGCAAAAAAACAUCACCCUGGAGAAGGAAAAAGCUAUCCUGGAGAAGGAAAAGACUGCUCUGGUGGAGAAAAGCACCACCCUGGAGCAAAUAAACAUCACCCUGGAGAAGGAAAAAGCUAUCCUGGAGAAGGAAAAGACUGCUCUGGUGGAGAAAAGCACCACCCUGGAGCAAGUAAACACCGCCCUGGAAAAGGAAAAAGCUAUCCUGGAGAAGGAAAAGACUGCUCUGGUGGAGAAAAGCACCACCCUGGAGCAAGUAAACACUGCCCUGAAGAAGGAAAAGACUGCUCUGGUGGAGAAAAGCACCACCCUGGAGCAAGUAAACACCGCCCUGGAAAAGGAAAAAGCUAUCCUGGAGAAGGAAAAGACUGCUCUGGUGGAGAAAAGCACCACCCUGGAGCAAGUAAACACUGCCCUGAAGAAGGAAAAGACUGCUCUGGUGGAGAAAAGCACCACCCUGGAGCAAGUAAACACCGCCCUGGAAAAGGAAAAAGCUAUCCUGGAGAAGGAAAAGACUGCUCUGGUGGAGAAAAGCACCACCCUGGAGCAAGUAAACACUGCCCUGAAGAAGGAAAAGACUGCUCUGGUGGAGAAAAGCACCACCCUGGAGAAGGAAAAAGCUAUCCUGGAGAAGGAAAAGACUGCUCUGGUGGAGAAAAGCACCACCCUGGAGCAAGUAAACACCACCCUGGAGAAGAAAAAAGCUAUCCUGGAGAAGGAAAAGACUGCUCUGGUGGAGAAAAGUACCACCCCUGAGCAAGUAAACACCACCCUGGAGAAGAAAAAAGCCAUCCUGGAGAAGGAAAAGACUGCUCUGGUGGAGAAAAGCACCAUUCUGGAGCAACUAAACACCGCCCUGGAGAAGGAAAAGACUGCUCUGGUGGAGAAAAGCACCACCCUGGAGCAAAUAAACAUCGCCCUGGAGAAGGAAAAAGCUAUCCUGGAGAAGGAAAAGACUGCUCUGGUGGAGAAAAGCACCACCCUGGAGCAAGUAAACACCGCCCUGGAGAAGGAAAAGACUGCUCUGGUGGAGAAAAGCACCACCCUGGAGCAAGUAAACACCGCCCUGGAGAAGGAAAAAGCUAUCCUGGAGAAGGAAAAGACUGCUCUGGUUGAGAAAAGCACCAUCCUGGAGCAAGUAAACACCGCCCUGGAGAAGGAAGCGACUGCUCUGGUGGAGAAAAGCACCAUCCUGGAGCAGAAUACCACUGCCUUGGAGAAGAAAAAUUCCGCCCUGAAGCAGGAAAAAAAUACCCUGGAGCAAAUAAACACUGCCCUGGAGCAGGAAAGCACCGCCCUGGGUCAGACAAACAUAGCCCAGGAGAAGGAACAAAAUAUCCUGGAGCAGAAAAACACUGCUCUGGAGCAAAAAAGUACCACCUUCGAGCAGAAAAUCACCACCCUGCAGCACAUGAACACCGACUUUGAGCAGGAAAACACCGACCUGGAGCUUGACGUGGAACAACAGAACCAGCAGCCAUUUGAAGAAGAAACCCACGAAGCCAGCCAGUGGGUUUCUGACCAGCCACGGAAUCAGUCGCCUGUAUGCAGUCGUGGGACCAGAGGCUUCUCCAAUACACUUCUGCAAAUGUACCAGACAGACACUCUCAGUGACAUCAUAACCCUGCAACAUGAAGGUGCGCUCAUGUGACAGCCGCUCAUCCCGUCCUCAGGCUGGACUCAGGUGCAGUAACAGGGGCUAAACAGUUAGCAUGGGGAACAAAAGGAGGAAGGACGCCAGCUGAGCUCCUGCACCAAACCAGAAAAA